Myxocyprinus asiaticus (Chinese sucker) is the source of this 4785-nucleotide messenger RNA. Its product is annotated as rho GTPase-activating protein 12-like. The transcript has 21 exons. The record is from RefSeq and is a predicted model, not a curated record. Lineage: Eukaryota; Metazoa; Chordata; Actinopteri; Cypriniformes; Catostomidae. Gene Ontology annotation, molecular function: protein binding. Gene Ontology annotation, cellular component: cytoplasm. Gene Ontology annotation, biological process: regulation of GTPase activity; signal transduction. Bases 237 to 3038 code for a protein of 933 amino acids.
GCGGCCAGAUCGUGUUUUGUGUUGCUGCCGCGCAGUAGCUUUUAACACAAGUGCCGAGGACAGCAAGUACAGACCGGGAAAAGUUAUAAUUUCAAAGAUUUUCCAAGUAACGGGUAUUGCCGCUCCCGGAUCAGCCUGAACCCUAGGGUCGUGUGGACACAUAACAGCAAGAGAUGUGGAUCCACUUAGAUUCCGCCUUCUGAAUAACGCAAGAUUAUUCAGAAACAGUUUGAGUCAUGACGGAACGGGAUGGGCGUUAUGAUCUGCCCAUCACCCCAGGGCAGGUUUAUAUUGAGGUGGAGUACGAUUAUGAAUACAAGGCUAAAGACAGACUCAUCUCCAUACGACAAGGAGAAUGCUACAUGUUGGUCCGUAAAACCAACGAGGACUGGUGGCAGGUUCGUCGGGAGGAUGGCACCAAAGCAUUUUACGUGCCCGCCCAGUAUGUACGCGAGGUCAGACGAGCCCUCAUGCCACCGCCCAAACCACGUGCCAAACCCCCCAACAUCCUAGAAAUCAGCCAGUGCCGAUCAUCAAAUGAAAAUCUCAACCAACACGCUCCCUCGGAAAGGGCGAGCAUUGGGCGCCCGCCUCCUUCAACAACACCGUCCCCAUUGCCAGGGCAACACACUCUGCCCAUGUUGUUGCGGGAUACCAAUCAGAACACGGGGAUGAAGAGCGUUGUUGCUGAGCUGACUCUACUUAACAACAACAACAACCAUCAUAACUAUCACCAUGGCAACCCUACACUGCCACAAGAGCGGGCGGAAUCCCCUCCAAGAGAGCAAGGUUGCCAGGGGAAACUUCCAGGUGGGUUAUCACUCGACUCGGAUCGGAGCGUGUCACCAGGAAAUGGGUUGGAAAAAAUUAGAAAUGACUCUGAUUCUGGAGAUGAGCUCAGCAGCAGCUCUACCGAACACAUGCAGGACUGUCCUCGAUUCUCAGUGUGGGCUGGUUUCGGCCCCACAUCCACAAGAAACUUGUUCUCUUACCUUCGAUCUCCGCACUACCUGAGCAUAUCUCCCACCGGGCAGGGCCGAUCAGAGUCCCCAGUCUACACAAACCUCCAGGAGCUGAAGAUCUCGCAGUCCUCUCUCCCUUCGGUGCCCUCCUCCUCCCCUCUGCACAUCCUGGGCGACUGGGAGACGCACAAAGACUUGAGUGGAAGAAACUUCUACUAUAACCGCACAACUCAGGAGAGGACCUGGAAACCGCCCCGCUCACGAGACAACGGGCUCAGUCGCGGGGACACGUCCAACACUGGGGACAUGGAGGCAGAAUGUUCGGGACUAACAACCUCAGUCACCGAAGCGCAGCUCAUUAGUGACAAGAGUCAUUUGUCAUCCGAAGAGAACUGUCUCAGCACUCACUCCAGUCAGUCAGACAGUCAGUAUGGAUCGCCCCCUAGAGGCUGGUCAGAGGAACUGGAUGAACAUGGACACACUCUCUAUGUGUCUGAAUACACUAAUGAGAAGUGGAUUAAACACGUGGAUGAGCAAGGAAGGCCGUAUUACUACAGCGCCGACGGAUCUCGCUCAGAAUGGGAGUUACCAAAAUAUAAUCUCUCCCCUCCAAACUCAGAAGAAGCUCCUAAGAGUCACAGUUUGGAGAGGAAACAGCAAGAGCCCAUUGUCCUGACCAAGUGGAGACACAGCACAUAUGUGCUGGACAUCAGUGACAAGGAGUCUGUACAUGCCAAACAGAUCUCUCCUGAAUCAGACUCCUGCCCCUCUUCACCAAAACACUCCUCUACUCCCUCAGAAAAGUGUGGUGUGCUCAAUGUCACCAAGAUCACUGAACAUGGCAAGAAAGUCAGAAAGAAUUGGGCCUCCACCUGGACUGUCCUUCAGGGAUCCUCAUUGCUCUUUGCAAAGGGUCAGGGCACCGGCACUAGCUGGUCAUACUGCCGCAAUGGUUCCUUCCCUGAACUCCUCCUUUCGUUGCUAAGUAACUGGAAGCGUUCGAUUAAGCCCCGUCCUGCAGUGUCCUAUAAGACGCACUGUAGGCGUGUCCGGGCUCCCUCUUUUGGAGGGAACCAGUCCAAACCAGAAUUCGCAGUGGAUCUUCGAGGAGGUUCAAUCGAGUGGGCAUCCAAAGAGAAAUCCAGCAAAAAGCAUGUUAUUGAGCUGAAGACACGAGUGGGCACAGAGCUGCUGAUCCAAUCAGAGAUAGACAGUGUGAUUAAUGACUGGUACAAAGCCCUGGCUGAGACCAUCAACACACAUGCAUGGGAGUCUGAUGAGGCCAUUGAAGAGGACAUGCCUGAAUCACCAGGAACUGAGAAGCAAGACAAAGAGAAAGAACACAGAGACUCAAAGAAAAGAGCAGUGAAGAACUCCUCCAGUAUGGAGUCCUCUGAACAGAAGAAGACAAGAGUCAAGCUAAAAAAGUUUCUCACACGGAGACCCACCUUACAGGCUGUCCGAGACAAGGGCUACAUCAAAGAUCAGGUGUUUGGCUGCAGUUUGACUUCCCUGUGUCAGAGAGAGGGAACCUCCAUACCCAACUUUGUCAAGAUGUGCAUUGAGCAUGUGGAGAGUACAGGCUUGAAUGUUGAUGGCUUGUACAGAGUCAGUGGAAACCUGGCAGUCAUCCAGAAACUGCGCUUUGCAGUCAAUCACGAUGAAAAAGUGAAUCUGGAUGACAAUAAAUGGGAAGACAUUCAUGUGACUACAGGUGCUCUGAAGAUGUUUUUCCGGGAGCUUCCAGAGCCCCUUUUCACCUACGCAUCCUUUAAUGAUUUUGUCGAUGCCAUCAAAAACUCAGAUUACAAGCAGCGAGUCCAGUCCAUAAAAGACUUGAUCAAACAAUUGCCAAAACCAAAUCAUGAAACAAUGAAAGUUUUAUUCAAACACCUGAAAAGGGUGAUAGAUCAUGGCGAGGUGAACAGGAUGACUACCCAGAGCGUGGCUAUCGUGUUCGGGCCAACCCUGCUGCGGCCGGAAAUUGAGACUGGCAAUAUGGCCGUUUAUAUGGUCUAUCAGAACCAGAUUGUAGAACUCAUCCUUCUAGAGUAUGAGAACAUUUUUGGCAGGUAGAAAUCUCUGGAAGGUAACGAAUCUCCAAGUGACGCCACCUGAAAAUGAAUCCUUUGAAACGUUAACGUCUCGUAUCCAUUGCACAAUAAGAAAACAAAGACAAGCUUAUUGUAACACAUAAUGCACCACUGCUGUGGAACAAGCUUAAAAGAAGAUAUAAACAGAAACACAUGGAUUUACUGUGACUUAUGACUGGAUAUAAACAAGAACAAUAAAUACAGGAAGGUUCUUUAUGCACUUAAUAUAUUUUGUGGGGAGUUUUGAGGAUAUACACAUUUCUUCCUUUGAAUUUUACCCUUUGGAUUAUCAUUCCUGAGGUGGUGGUAUCUUUGAUCUUGGUUUAGAAUAAACUGGAUGGACUUUUGGACAAUUAUGGAUGAUCAUUAGUCCCCAUGAUAUACUCUUUUUGGAAGAUGGGAAUAAUUCCUAAAUUGGACACUGGAAUGGACUAUAUAGCCAGUAUUGAUCCCUAGCAUAAAAACUGUGGACUAAGUGGAUGCUUUGAAGUCUUGCUGGAUUGAGUUCUUUGCAGUGAAAUGACAGUAGACCUGAUUUUUGGGUUUCAUUGAUUUCAGACAAGGAUCUGACUUUAUCCGGGCUAUCCCAAGCUUGGAAUUUCUUUUCUACUUUUUUCCCCACCUGUGGAAUAAGCUGAAAAUGCACUGUAUUUAGAAGGCAGUAUUAUUUGACAAUGGAUAUGGACUUAUGGACAAUGGGGUCGUUUAAUAUGGACAAGGGUUAAUAAUCAGUAUUAGUGCAGGAAUCCCCAGUUUAAUCAAAUAGGAAAGAUUCAAAGAAACCUUCCCUGUUGCUGUAAGAGUGUUCUUCACCCAAUUGUACCAUAUUUUCCCUCCAUCCACACCUUCCUAAAGUUCACUCAGAGUUCUUCAGUACUUUACACUAUUGGAUAACUGACAUGCUCAUCUCACUCUGUCCAUCAUGUCAUCCAAUAGAAAUCUCAGAGCUUUAAGAAACUCUGCCUUUUAAUGAAGUUACCAUCCCUUUAAUGAAAUAUAAGGACUUGAGGUGUCAUGUUUGUGAGGCCUGUGGAGGUCUAACCUGUGUUGUUUUCUUGGAAUAAAAGGACUGUGUUGUGCUGAAUCGUGUAACAGUAUAAGAGGGCCAGGUUAUUUUCCAUAUGUUAUGUGUAGUUUAAAAGCAAGGCCUCUCUCACUCCCCCUCAUAUCUCUUGAGGUUUACUGGAAAAAGAAAUGUGAGAUACUCAGAUUGGCAUUUAGGCCUUUAUAUGUUUAAAAUCAAUACACAGUAUUCAUCUACUCUUUCCCGCUCGAGCACUGCAUGGAAAGGAACUGACAACAAAUAACAGGAUGGUGCUGGAAAUAGUACUGUUAGUGAGUGUUAAUUGAAGGUACACAUGGAAACGCCUUCUGUCUGUCUCUUUUAAAAUAAUAAAUAAAAUUCAGAAAAAAUGUACAGAUUACUUCAAAAAGAACUUGAACCUGUUGCACAAAAAUGAUACCAAUAAUUGAAGUGUGAUAUUUUGAAGUUGCGUGUCAAUAACAAGUGAAAAAUAGUUUCUAAUUUUGUUGAUGUAUGGAUGAAGAAAAUGAGUAUUAGAUAUUAAUUGCUUAAAUAGGAUGUGGAAGGGGAAAUUGUCAUCACGCAUUGUGAACUGCACAUUUUGAAUGUAAUUUUCAGACUAACUGCUAUUUCUGAAAUUGAUGUUUAAUCCUAAUAAUAAAAAAAAAAAAACAAUCUUGGAUAAUAUUAAAGUGAUAAUAACUGA